Thrips palmi is the source of this 833-nucleotide messenger RNA. RefSeq names its product serine/threonine-protein phosphatase PP1-beta-like. The annotation marks the transcript as partial. Gene Ontology annotation, molecular function: protein serine/threonine phosphatase activity. Gene Ontology annotation, cellular component: nucleus; cytoplasm. Lineage: Eukaryota; Metazoa; Arthropoda; Insecta; Thysanoptera; Thripidae. The record is from RefSeq and is a predicted model, not a curated record. The transcript has 7 exons.
CGGGGCCCCGCCCUGCUGCGCCUGGCCACGCCCCUCAACAUUUGCGGUGACGUGCACGGCCAGUACUACGACCUGCUGCGCAUGCUCGAGCUGGUGGGGCCGCCGCCGGAGCAGCGAUACCUGUUCCUGGGCGACUACGUGGACCGCGGCCCGCAGAGCGUCGAGGUGAUUGUGCUGCUGCUGGCGCUGCGCCUGCGCCACCCGGACUGCAUGGCCCUGCUGCGCGGCAACCACGAGAGCGCGCUGCUCAACCGGAACUACGGCUUCUACCGGGAGCUAGAGCGGCGCGGCUAUUCGCAGUCGCUGCAGAAGCGCUUCGCGGACUGCUUCAACUGCAUGCCGCUGGCCGCCGUCGUGGGCGGCCGCAUCUUCUGCUGCCACGGCGGCCUCUCGCCGGAGCUGCGCGACCUGGAGCAGAUCAACAUGCUGCCGCGGCCCGCCGACGUCCCGCGCUCCGGACUCUUCUGCGACCUGCUCUGGUCCGACCCGGAGUAUGUGGCGGGCUGGGAACCGAACGUGACGCGCGGCUGCUCGUACCUCUUCGGCCCCGAGGUGGUGGACGAGUUCCUGAGAACCCACGGCCUGGACCUGGUCUGCCGCGCCCACCAGGUGGUGGAGGAGGGCUACGAGUUCUUCGCGCGCCGGGGGCUCGUCACCAUCUUCUCGGCGCCCAACUACUCCAAGAAUUGGUGCUGCAACUCGGGCGUGGUGAUGAACGUCAGCCCCGAGCUCGUCUGCUCCUUCGUCGUCUUCAAGGAGGAUAGGUCAAGUCCGGACGGGGCGACCUCUCAUUAGUGCGACGGCGAGGCAGGGCUUCCGGCGGCAAAGUACCG